AAAGGUUUUAAUUACGGUUGCAUUAUAAAAUGGUGGACAAGGGUUGGGUGCACCUUUGCAGAGUUGAUCCUGCUUAUGAGAGAGGGGCUGCAAACUUUGUACGGACUGUGGCUGCGGCAAUGGGAGACGUUGAUAUGAUUGUAUGUCCUUGCAUUGAUUGUCGUAAUAUAGAUCGUCACUCAGCCAGUGUUGUAGUUGAUCAUCUUGUAACAAGGGGAAUGGACGAGCCUUACAAGAUGCGGUCUGAUUGGUAUCAUCAUGGAGAAUUGAAUCCAGUGGUUGGAGGUGAAAGCAAUCAAAAUCAGUGGCAUGAUGAAAUUGUUGGGUUAUAUGAAGCAGCUGAAUAUUUGGAUGAAGAGUUUGCUUCCAAAGUUGAGAUUGCAGAGGCAGCAGUGAAGAUAUUUGUCGAUGUAGUUCUUCAACCAGAGACAUUUAUAUGGAGGCCAACGAUGGAUGUGACAUACUUUGAGGACUGUUUAAAGUCUUAUGUAGCAUGGCCUGUCCACAAAGUGAUCUUUGAAAACCCUACAGAUGCAACAUGUCAGAAAUCUCCACUUCAGACUUCUGCUGCAAGAGGAAAAUCACCAUUGGAAGCAGCAGCAUCAGUAGGAAAAUCAGCAGCAUCAGAGAAAGCAGCAGCAUCAGGGAAAGCAGCAGCAUCAGGGAAAGCAGCAGCAUCAGGUUCACAAAUUGCAGCAGCAUCAGGUUCACAAACUGCAGCAGCAGGUUAUAAGCCAUCCCCUGAGAUAUCUACAACAAAAGGUACAAAAUCCGUUGCAACAGUUUCAAAAGCUCUAGCUGAGAAGUCCACAGCUACAGGUUCAAAGUCUCCUGUCAAGAAAAGUCAGCUGCUGGAUUCACAACUCCCUCUAAGAAGAUCUCCGCGUAAAAGUGUAGCUGAAGUUAUCAAGGCCAAUCAGAAGUGUAAGUUAAUGGAUAUUAGUGGAAAGAAGCAGGUGGUUGCUGAAGGACGUGUGCAUUCAAUCGACCCAGACCUAAAGGUACACCAUGUUCGAUUGGGGUCUAAUGCAGCUAGAGUUUGGGUGGAUGUAGUGAAAAUAGAUGAUGCAGCAGUUUGGAGGCCAUCAGAUGAAAUCGAAUAUAUGAGAGAUUCACUUGGUUCAGCUAUUGCAUGGCCAAUGGAUAAGUUGGUCAUCUAUUGAGUUUAAGAAUAAACUGGGGGAAUGAAGACACUUUGGUCCAGGUUAGCUAGUUUAAAUUAGAUUUAGACUAGACUAAUCAACUUGUGUUAUGUAAUUCGGAAUCAGACUUGUUGUCUACUUUGGAUUUAGACUUAUGUUAUGUUGAAUGAUUUGUAUGGAUUUUUUCUCUAUGUUGGAUUGGAUUCAGACUUAAAUGAAAUUUCUAUUCAGAC
Arabidopsis arenosa is the source of this 1375-nucleotide messenger RNA. The record is from the annotation of a GenBank genome assembly. Lineage: Eukaryota; Viridiplantae; Streptophyta; Magnoliopsida; Brassicales; Brassicaceae.